Messenger RNA from Aureobasidium subglaciale EXF-2481, 1980 nucleotides. RefSeq lists its product as uncharacterized. Gene Ontology annotation, biological process: transmembrane transport. The transcript has 2 exons. The record is from RefSeq and is a predicted model, not a curated record. Lineage: Eukaryota; Fungi; Ascomycota; Dothideomycetes; Dothideales; Saccotheciaceae. Gene Ontology annotation, molecular function: transmembrane transporter activity. The coding region runs from base 201 to 1805 and encodes 534 amino acids.
UUUCAAGCGGGCUUCUCCUCAUCGUUGAUAUCCCAACCUGCUCGGGUGGAUCUUUUUCUCCAUCGAUUUUUCACACCGCACGUCAUGGCUGUGGAACCCGGGGCCUGUUUGUCCACUACUGAGGACUCGUACAUAAACAUAGCAACCAGCCAUGUACCCCGUUUUUUCGUAGAACUCACGCUAUCUGGUUACUUUCGAUCAUGGCAGACGUACGGCCAGAGCAAACACGCAACCCUAGUCACGACCUGAGCGGAAACAACUCGGAAAAAGAUGAUGAAACAACACGCAGUCCCAGCCCUGUUGGCGAGCAGAAUGAGAAGGCUGUCGUCGAUGCCCAAGGCCGAAGAGAACUGAAAGAGACCGAUUGUCCUGAAAUCCUCGCAUACUCCUGGCCGACAUGGAAGAAGUGGGGUUACCUGGCCGGCAUUGCCGGUAUCCAGAUCUCCAUGAAUUACAACACCAGUGUCUUCCCUAGUGCUGUCACUCCUCUGACGGAAGCUUUCGGUAUCGGUGCUCAAGAAGCCAGGACUGGUCAAAUGAUCUACUUGGUCCUAUACUCCUUCGGUUGCGAGUUGUGGGCACCCUGGUCCGAGGAAUUCGGUCGUUGGCCCAUCCUUCAGCUCUCUAUGUUCCUCAUCAACAUCUGGCAGAUUCCUUGUGCCUUGGCUCCCAACUGGGGAACUAUUCUCGUCUGCCGCGCUUUGGGUGGUCUCUCUACUGCUGGCGGUAGUGUCACUCUCGGUCUCAUCGCCGAUCUGUACGGUCCCGAGGAGCAACAGUAUCCUCUUGCCUUCAUCGUUUUGUCCUCUUGUAUCGGUACCAGUAUCGGAGGUGUCAUUGGUGGACCCAUUCAGCGCUUCCUUGAGUGGCAAUGGUUCUUCUGGAUCAUGCUCAUCUUUGGCGGUGUCGUUCAAGCCAUCCACUUCUUCAUGCCCGAGAGUCGUUCGACCAUUCUCCUCGACAAGGAGGCCAAGCGCCGCCGCAAGACUGGUGAGGACCCCAACAUCUACGGACCCAACGAGCUCAAAACACCCCGUAUCUCACUCAAGGAGGCCGGCAAGGUCUGGCUUCGUCCCUUUGAGAUGUUCCUCCGUGAGCCCAUUGUCCUCUGUUUGUCUUUGCUCUCCGGUUUCUCGGAUGCUCUGAUUUUCACCUUCCUUGAGAGUUUCCCCGAGGUCUACGGCAAGUGGGAUUUUGGUAUUCUUGCUCAAGCAUGGGCCUUUAUCCCCAUUAACCUUGCAUACUUCAUCGCCUACCUCAUGUAUCUGCCUUGCUUCAUGCGCGACAACCAAAUCCGCAGAAGAAAGGGCGAUGACUGCUUCUUGCCCGAACGCCGUCUCAAGGUGCUGCUCUGGCUGGCUCCCCUCGAACCCAUUGGUUUGAUCGGCUUCGCUUGGUGCUCUCUCGGUCCUGCCUACAACGUUCACUGGAUCGCUCCCAUGAUCUUCUCCACUCUGGUCGGUAUUGCCAACUACGCCAUCUACUUCUCAUCAGUCGACUACAUGAUUGCCGCCUAUGGUGUCUACUCUGCCUCCGCUUGCGGUGGUAACGCGUUUGCUCGUGACUUCCUCGCUGGUAUUUCGGCCAUGUACGCCACUCCUCUCUACACCAACAUUGGUGGUCACCCUACCGAGUACGCCAGUACCAUUCUCGCUGGUGCAUCCGUCCUGGUCGUCAUUCCCAUCUACGUCUUCUACUGGAAGGGUCCUGAAAUUCGCGACAGGUCCAAGUUUGCAAAGACUUUGGCAGAGGAUCGUAAGAAGGAGGGAGUCAGACGUCUCAGUUAUGCCGACAACCUGCCGUAGAGAGUCUUGUCAGACAAUGCUUCUCAUCCCAGUUUGCUUUUCAUUAUAAUUGUACUAUCAGAUCAGAUACCCCGUGGAUUGUAUAGAUACCCCAUAUGACCGUUUGAGCCAUUUACACUUGAUUUCGCAUCGUCCGAGAGCGUUGCAUAGCAGUGCAUCAUAUAUCUUCUUAACG